AUGCCCUCACAAACAUCAACGGAAGAACAGUACGUAGUGGCUUGUGAUAUAGUGACUGGAUCGCUUUACUCCAUCUGUGUCCGAACGAAUUACCGCCUUCUCAGCUUGGCUCCGCCCUUCGUCGCCAAGAAGGCGUGGUCGUGUCUCCAGAAGGCGCUGCGUGCCAACGUGACUCGUCGACAGCGCUACUCACGCAACAUGCAUUCUACCACCUUCUUCGUCCUUCUGUUCACCGUUGUGGCCUGUAUCUCCUACAGUUAUUCGCAACCUUGUACAACGGCUGGAUGUGAAGAGGCUGUCGCCGGCGACAUUGGGCUACCGAGCGAAUACAGACGUGGUAAAUGGGGCAAUCGGGAAGCACUUUUUGCCACCAUCUUACAAUGGGUUCGAUUCUGUCCUCCUGCUGGUUAUGGUUUCCAUUUCAGUGGUUAUUUGAUUGCUGCCAGGACUGUCUGA
Molecule: messenger RNA, 456 nt
Organism: Haemonchus placei
Lineage: Eukaryota; Metazoa; Nematoda; Chromadorea; Rhabditida; Trichostrongylidae
Source: the annotation of a GenBank genome assembly